This is a messenger RNA of Prunus armeniaca (apricot), 219 nucleotides long. Lineage: Eukaryota; Viridiplantae; Streptophyta; Magnoliopsida; Rosales; Rosaceae. The record is from the annotation of a GenBank genome assembly.
AUGGCGUUCGGUGAUGAUGGUUCCGAUAGUGCAGGAGGUGUGAGCUCGGAGAUGAAGUCGGCAACGGCUUGGCUUUUUUCCGCAGGCCUCGGCUUGAACUGUAUGUCAAACUCUCCCAACUCGAUUGCCCAUUUGACCAAUCGGCCCGACAACAGUGAUCUCGUGCGCCUGGAAGUAUGGGCGAGGUCUUCGCGCCGAGAUGACCAAGGCCAGUGCUAG